GAAACCAGUCGGGGAAAAAUCCAAAGGAUGCUGAAGAAUGAAGCGGGCGAUGGGAACAACGCGAACAACUUGGGAAUGGACGACGUGGAUCCUCAUCUCUGCGACGACUCUGACACUUCUUGACCUCGCCAUGGCCAGCACGGGCAGCAUCUAUAAGAUUACGAACGCCACGUCCAAGGAGCUGCCUUACAAUGAUGAAACAGUGCUCACCUGUGAAAUGACAGUGGUGCCGGAUCUUUUCAAGUGGCGUUUUUAUCCACUGGGGCGGGAAAACGCGUCAAAACCGGAUACGCCGCUUGAUCUUACGCGGACCGAUUUCAUAACACUGGACACGCAUAGAAAUGAAAAGAAACGGUCCACGUUGAAGGUGUUGAUGACGAACGAUUCAUAUGCGGGUGAUUACCAAUGUCUUGCUCAUUAUGGCGCGCGUGUCAUUGCGUCUGUUCCGGAUAGGAUCACCGUGGAAAUGAGUAACUUCCCACCGCAAAAGGAUAGUUUUCUGACUAUAGCUACCGGGAAUACAAUCAUGUGGAAAUGUAACACGCCCGAAUCCAACCCACCUGCUUAUAUAGACUAUUCAAAAGAUGGUAAGUUCGUGCCGCAGCUUCCGGAUCCCAAGAGGACGUCACUCAUUAAAGCCAAUGCGACCGUGGCGGAUACUGGCACGUACAAAUGCAAGGCGAAGAAUGCCUAUCUCGACGGCAGUGGAAAGGAGAGCAGUUUUAGUUUGAAUCUGAUAGUUACCGAUAAGGCUUACACGGAGAUUCCUAGAUUUUGGCCAAUUCCUGCUACAAGCUACACUGUCAUAAAAGGAGAGGCGGUCUUCAUCGAGUGCAACGCAGUUGGGUAUCCAGUUCCUACGAUAACAUGGACCAAAUCUGGAAUGAGGCUACCUACAGAUAGGUUCAAACAAAUCCCUGGUGGACUUUACAUUUUAAAUGCUACUGCACAGGAUGCAGGAGCGUACGUUUGCGAAGCUGCUAACCGGAUAGGCAAAAUUCCUACUAUAAUACACUUAAUUUACCACGAGCCACCUCAAGUUAUUCAGGGACCAGAGAGUAAAAUCGUCAAGGAAGGCGAUACUGUAGAGUUAUUUUGUACAGUUUCCGGCAUUCCCACGCCUAAAAUAGCAUGGCUACUAAACGGAAAAACCGUAGUUAGAGAUAGGACCAUUGAAGUGCACGAGAACCACAUCAGAUUCAACUCGUUUGGGAAAACUCAAGGUGGACAAAUUCAAUGUUUUGCUACGAAUGUCGUGGGUACCACUUACGCUGGCGGUGAGUUGAAUGUUUAUCCCAAGCAAGUGCCCAAUGCAGAGUCAACUGAGGUUUCGGUGGAUCACCAUCAACGCAAUCAUCAAUCCAACAAUCACAGAAAGAAACCGGUAAAGAAACCAAAUAAAAAGCCAGGAUCAUCGGAAAUGAUACCGCCUAAUAAGCCAACAGUUUCUCGAUCAAAUGAUGAAUCUGUAGUGGUCCGUUGGACAGUUCCUAAUAACAGUGGGCUUAAAAUUAUAUUCUUCAAAGUACAAUAUCGAGAGCUCGGCCCUGCAAAUAGCAGCGAUGGCGUGCAGAAAGGACGAGCGGCAAGAUGGAAGACGAAUAAUUCCGACAUUGCACCGAAUAUUCGAAGUUUUGAGGUGACAGGCUUAAAGCCGGAUUAUUUGUACAAAUUUCGAAUUGCUGCGGUGUACAGCAACAAUGAUAACAAAUUGAGCCAGAAAAGUGAUCGAUUCCACUUGAAGCGUGAAGGAUUCUAUACGAAGAAUCCAUUGCCAGUGCCAUUCAUCAGUUACCGAAGAGCUAUUAAUACAACAUCUGUGGAAAUUUCAUGGACAUCCGACAAGCCGAAUGUAACUAUCGAUGGAUUCUUCAUCAGCUACAUGUCGGCUAGCAGUGCCGGUGAUUACAUGAAGGCGACUGCCGAGGGCGAGAACAGCACUAGCUACAUCAUCACUCAUCUGACACCGGAUACUGUUUAUGAUAUUAAGAUGCAAAGUUACAACACGUUUGGCGCGAGUGAUUUCAGUACCAUCGUGAAAUGCAAGACUCUCAAACCUCCAUCUCCUCCGACGCCGACAAUAAACAAAGCAAAGGAUACGUCCGACAACGACACCCGAGUGUACGUUUUCAUCGGAUUGGGCGUUGGUACAGUAGCGCUUAUUCUGAGCGCCAUUGUGUGUUUUAUUACCUGUAAAUGGAAACAGAACAAGGAGGCAGACAAAUCGCGGGGGGAUCGAAGUGAUAAACCCGCCGUGGAGGAAAUAAAUCAUCACAUUCAGGCCGAACCGAACGACUUUGAUUAUGUCGUUAAUCCAAAAUCGCGUACGAAUGGAUGCGCGUUACCCGGAAACCGGAUAACAAUUACAGCCAAUCCUCUAGCAGACGCUGACAACAAGAGUCAAAAUAUGAUAGAAAUGUCUUGUUUAUCCAACAACAAUUGCCCCACGCCGUCCGCUAGCACCGAAGACGGCGAGGCGGCAGAGCCACACGCCAACAGCGUCGCCACGUCGACCAGCAAUGGUGGCGUCACGAAGACGCCGGGCGUCGGAGGCAGCAAGCACAAGAAGAGUCGCGAGCGAGAGCACCGGCGGCGCAAGCAGCAUCAUAACUUGGAGAGUCCCCAGGGACCACCGCCGAUUGAGAACUACGUAUAACUACGAAAUUUGUGAUUUUAUUGCCCUAAACGAUUAAUGCGAUCGUUUCGACAAAAUUGUGAUUUUAUUUGUGAAGUUGUGACCGCAUUGUGCUGAGUAUCUAUUAAGUUGUUUAUCAAAAGACAAUUUGCCAUUUCGAAGAAUUAUUUAUCGAUUACGUUGCCCGCUUAUGAUCACUCGCAGAGUUGUACAUAUUUAUUGUUUUUGAAACAUUAUUGCGAGUCCAAUGUAAAAUAUUGCCUGAAUCGAUAAGACUAACUUUCCACACUUAAUAUUUAUAUAAUUUAUGAAUAAUUUUAGACAGUAUUAUAAUUUUGGGCGCGGAACCAGCGCUCGAGGGUGUCAUAUUAAAAUUAUUAUAGUUUUGGAAUUUGAAACAGUGACAAACUCAGUAUUACACGUUUAGUGUUCAAUUCAGUAACAACAAGUAUCCAGAACAAAACAAUCAUGACUAGCGGUAUUUAUUAUUUAAUUUUGCACAUUGCAUUUUCUAUGAUACGAGAAAAUGUUUUUACACUAAUCCUGAUUAUUGAAAUAAUGUAAGGAAAGUUUUGUACAUAUUAUUUAUAACGACAAUAUUGUAUAUAAGUAAGGUCUUUAAUCUUUUAGGCUACUAUUUUAUAUAGUGUAUUACGUUUGAACCGAUCACAAGUAUGUUCUAGAUUCUAGAUUAGCCGAACUACACCUGUUCCAUAUAUUUCGUGACGUGCCGGAUGCUCUAUUUCAGACAUGCUUUAAUAUUGUAAUUGUAAUAUGCUAGAAAUAUGACAUUUCAUCUGUUUCUCAAUAAACUAAUAUACUACAUAGUGAA
Dalotia coriaria is the source of this 3467-nucleotide messenger RNA. Its product is annotated as interference hedgehog-like. The record is from RefSeq and is a predicted model, not a curated record. Gene Ontology annotation, molecular function: protein binding. NCBI's taxonomy places the organism in Eukaryota, Metazoa, Arthropoda, Insecta, Coleoptera, Staphylinidae. Gene Ontology annotation, biological process: cell-cell adhesion.